AUCCAUGCAACCUCCUCACAGAUCAUAAGCUGCCAUGCAAACUCUUAGUCUAUUACAAUAAGCUUCCACAACGACACAUGGCCACAACAACUUUGUCUCUAUCUAACCCCUUUGCCCUUUAACACCCGCAAAACGUUCAUUCUUGCAUUUUACUUGAAAAUUUCUCUGUCAAAUUUGUGAAACAAAAUGUCUUGUUUUUCCGCCACCUUUCUCCUUCAUCUUCUUCUUCUGGCUAAUUUUGUUUCUUGCGGGAGAGAGCUCGAGGUGGUGGAAAUGGCGAGAGAAGGAAUGCUGCAUGCAGUGGCUCGGGCUCGGGGAUUCAGGACUCUUGACGGGCCGAGCCAAGAAUCGGGCUUCCCUGAUGGGGCUGUUGGUGAUUGCGUUAAGCUGUAUGAAGAGGUUGAGCCGAGGCUGGCCCGGUUGGUCUCCGGCGAGAGGAAGCGGUGCAGUAAUGAUGAUGCUAUGACUUGGCUGAGUGCUGCCUUGGCUAGCCAUGGCACUUGCUUGGAUGGGUUGGGAGAAAAGGGAUGGCUGUUUGAAGCCCGACAGGCCCGAAAUUUGACAUGGGUGAUUCGGGAGGCUUUAGCUGUUUAUCGGGGCAGAAGGAAUCCUAGGGGGAAAAGAAAGGCAUUGACGGGAAAUUCGGGGCAGGGGAUUAAUUUAGCAACAUGGAACGCAGCAACCUCAAAGGCUGACAUUGUGGUUGCUCAAGAUGGGUCAGGGAACUAUAGGACGAUCAACGAAGCCGUAGCUGCACUUGGUCGAUUGGGUGGUAAUCGGCCUGAACGGGCUGUAGUGUACGUGAAAUCAGGUGUGUAUAAAGAGAAAGUGGAGAUUGGAAGAGACUUGAAGAACGUUAUGUUUGUUGGCGAUGGCAUAGACAAAACCGUAGUCACAGGCAGUCAAAAUGUCCAGGAUGGUGCAACCACUUUUAAUUCGGCCACAUUCGGUGUAUCUGGCGAUGGCUUUUGGGCACGGGAUAUGACAUUUGAGAACACAGCAGGGCCUCAAAAGCAUCAGGCCGUGGCACUAAGAGUAAGCUCUGACCUAUCAGUCUUCUACCGGUGCAGCUUCAAGGGCUACCAAGACACUCUCCUACUCCACUCCCUACGGCAAUUUUACCGGGACUGCCAAGUACACGGCACGGUCGACUUCAUCUUUGGCGACGCGGCUGCAGUUCUCCAAAACUGCGACAUAGUCGUCCGGAGGCCGAUGCCUCACCAAUCCAACAUGAUAACUGCACAGGGACGAGACGAUCCCAACGAGAACACGGGCAUUUCGAUCAUGAACUCUCGGGUACUGCCUGCAUUCGACUUUCGUGACGUGAAGGGCAGGUUCAGGAGUUAUUUAGGGCGGCCGUGGAAGAAGUACUCUAGGACGGUGGUCUUGCAGACGGAUUUGGAUGGGUUGGUUGAUGGAAAGGGGUGGAAGGAAUGGAGUGGGGAUUUCGCGCUUUCGACUCUGUAUUAUGCAGAGUAUAUGAACACGGGGGCUGGGGCGUCGACCGCGGACAGAGUGAAAUGGCCUGGUUUUCACGUGCUGCGUGAUCGGCAGGAGGCUGAGCAGUUUAGUGUGAGGAAUUUCAUCGGCGGGGAGUCGUGGAUUCCGGCCACCGGUGUGCCGUUCUCUUCUGCGGUGUGAUUGCGUCUGUUCUCAGUUGGAGUGCUUUGUUAGGAGAAGCGAAGUAAUAUGUAAUACACGUUAUUUGUAUUUCCUAUUUCUUUUGGUUUUUAUGAGAUAAGAUAAGUUGUAGGAAAUACAACUAUGUUUUCCCUGAAAAACACUAAAAGAAGACAACUACUACUGCUGCGUUUGUGU
Sesamum indicum (sesame) is the source of this 1818-nucleotide messenger RNA. Its product is annotated as Plant invertase/pectin methylesterase inhibitor superfamily. Gene Ontology annotation, molecular function: enzyme inhibitor activity; pectinesterase activity. Lineage: Eukaryota; Viridiplantae; Streptophyta; Magnoliopsida; Lamiales; Pedaliaceae. The record is from RefSeq and is a predicted model, not a curated record. Gene Ontology annotation, biological process: cell wall modification.